AUGGCCUCUCCAGUCUUUCUCUACCUGUCCGACGACCCGCAAGCCUACCUCCUCUUCCUCAAAGAUUACAUCCGUCCUUGCGCCGACAUUUGCACCAACUGUAAAGUCCGCUGUCUCGACAACUUCAUCAAGACCGCAUCCGCCCCGGAUCUUGGGUGGAACCGGCUAUCGCCUGACGAACGGCCUCGUCCAGCGUAUACUCUUAUCGACGCCCAGCUAGCCAACUUGGGUAUUACCGCAGCCAACAGGUAUGGCUUAGAUUUGUCCGAACAAGAAAUCGAUGACAUCUUCCAACCUGCCGUCCGCCGUUUGACGCUCAAUGCAAAUUGGGUUCUAGUAGUCGAGGCCUUCGCUGCAAUGACUGCCUACAGACACAUGGGCAGACCAGAUCGUGCGGACGAUCCCUAUGAUCAGUACAAGCUGGGUAAGAAGAUUCUUUGGAUGGCUUGUCCCCAGUUCACCACCCAGGAACUAGUCAAGCACAAGCCGUCCGUGGACUUGAUGUCCCAUUGGCUUUGGAACCUCGGCCAACUCCUAUCCGAUGGCGCGGACGUCUACCUCUCUUCAUCACCUCUCUCUGAUCCGUCCUCUUCAUCUGAGCCCCAGCUAGCCAACACCGCCCUCUGCACCUGCCCCAUUUUCUCCGUCCUCAACAGUAAACACCCCGAUGCACACACCGGAUACGAAUGGAUCAACGUCAUUCUGCGCGCUGCUCAACAGCGGAUUGAGCCUGCUCUUCUCCAAGCAUGGGCACAACCCUUGAAUGAAGAGGAGCUUCUUACUUCUUCUGCCCCAUAUCGUCCGCUUUGUCCCGGCUACGACUGCCAGGCGGACACAAGCUGGCAAGAAGAUCAAGUGCACAAGCGGAACAACGUGGUGGACGUUCCUCGGCUUGCUGACUUUGUUUGGGAUUGGUCCGCGGAUCACAUAAGACUCUUGGGCUCAGGAAAUGGGGCCGAUGAGGACCUUGCGGGAGAUACUACCAGCGAUGGUAUUUCCUUGGUUGGUACAAGUCCCGAUGACCCUUCCAAUCCCGAUUCUAAUCCCGUUACCGCUGCCGCCGACCCUCCACACCCUCCAGACUCCCUUCACCCCGGCUUUCUUCUCCUCACCGGGACUCCCUCCAACUCCCCUUCCAUCAACUCCGAGUUCAGAGACUACCACCUCGACACCUUCCCACCCUGCCGCUUCGCCCACUCCCUCCGACAGGACCUCCUGCGUGCCUUUCUCGCUCACACAUUCCGCCUGAAUGCUGCCACAUGCGACAACCUCCCAGAUUUAUUCGCUCCCACGACCCAAACGGGUUUCACUUUCGACCGUCGUCCUGGGCGCAGGGAUGGUUAAUCAGUCACGGAACGAUCGAUUGGAAAAAGGGAGCGGAUUACGAGGAUCGGAAUAUGAGAUGGGGACCGCAGCAUUUGAUGAGACAGGUGUUUGAUUGGGAGGGCGGGG
This is a messenger RNA of Neurospora hispaniola, 1452 nucleotides long. RefSeq lists its product as uncharacterized. The transcript has 2 exons. Bases 1 to 1344 code for a protein of 447 amino acids. The record is from RefSeq and is a predicted model, not a curated record. NCBI's taxonomy places the organism in Eukaryota, Fungi, Ascomycota, Sordariomycetes, Sordariales, Sordariaceae.